AUGAAGGUGCAGCAAAACGCAGUGAAUGUUUUGGAACGUACUUCGUCGUAUUUGAAAGCGGGGCUGUUAAAAAACACCCCAGCUUGGUACAAUGUGGUUGCUGAUGUUCCGCCUUCCAAACGUUUUGUACGCGAACCUCGUUUGGUGAAUCCCGCUAAUGGUUUGAGAACAGCUCAUCUGUCUGAUUUUGACGAAGCCUUCAAUUCUCAAAGCGGGGCGUACAAGACUCGAGCCAGUCGUGCAGACAAGCAGGGAUCUGGAAAUAAGCUGUAUAAGGCACCAAAACUGAAAUAUGCCGAGGACAAGCUACGCGAAUUGUUUUAUGAACAGCACCCAUGGGAACGCUCAAGGCCUAAGAUGCUUGUGGAAAAUACGGGUGUGCAAAACUAUGACUGGAGCACUCUUCAUCAGUUGGGAAAACCUUUAGACGGCGAAAGCGUUGUUCAAAGAACGCUGCAUCUCUUACAGACCAAAACUCACAGCGAGCUUCUGGCAGCAUACGAACAGGCGAGGUUCGAAUUCUAUCGUCUGAGAAUACAAGAAGAAGUACAAACGCAGGUGGCCCAAGAAGAGGCAGAAAUGUUUGGUAGUGUUUUCGGACCUUCUGCUAUAGACUUUGGUUUACAGAAAGAACAAAAAAUCAUUGAUAUCUGGAAACAAAAGGCCAUUGACCAAUCCGAACUUCUUUCAGCUAGAAAUUCCAACCCUGCUGAGUCGUGGUCCAGCUCUCAAACGCAGUCAGACGCUGAUUCGAAGACACCAGAGAAGCAAGAAAUACAACUGUGA
Lachancea nothofagi CBS 11611 is the source of this 786-nucleotide messenger RNA. Lineage: Eukaryota; Fungi; Ascomycota; Saccharomycetes; Saccharomycetales; Saccharomycetaceae. The record is from the annotation of a GenBank genome assembly.